Messenger RNA from Carassius auratus (goldfish), 603 nucleotides. RefSeq names its product monofunctional C1-tetrahydrofolate synthase, mitochondrial-like. Gene Ontology annotation, molecular function: formate-tetrahydrofolate ligase activity; ATP binding. The transcript has 7 exons. The record is from RefSeq and is a predicted model, not a curated record. The annotation marks the transcript as partial. NCBI's taxonomy places the organism in Eukaryota, Metazoa, Chordata, Actinopteri, Cypriniformes, Cyprinidae.
UGUUUUCGGCCUUUGUUUUUCAGUAUAACACCCACUCCUCUGGGUGAGGGGAAGAGUACAGUGACCAUAGGUCUUGUCCAGGCCCUCUGCACUCAUCUUAAGCUCAACUCUUUUGCUUGCCUGCGACAGCCUUCCCAGGGUCCAACGUUUGGUGUCAAAGGAGGAGCGGCGGGUGGGGGAUAUGCGCAGGUCAUUCCUAUGGAGGAGUUUAAUCUCCACCUCACAGGAGACAUCCACGCUAUAACCGCAGCCAAUAAUCUAGUGGCGGCAGCUAUCGAUGCCCGCAUUCUCCAUGAAGCUACUCAAUCAGACAAGGCCCUGUACAGAAGACUAGUGCCGUCUGUUAAUGGCAUGAGAUGUUUCUCUCCUAUACAAAUGACUCGCCUACAACGUCUUGGAAUAAACAAAUCUGACCCCAGUGACCUCACACCAGAAGAGGUCAGGGCAUUUGUCCGUCUUGACCUUGACCCUGAGAAGGUCACAUGGCAGAGAGUUGUUGAUACCAAUGACCGAUUUCUGCGUAAGAUCACUGUUGGCCAGGCUAACAAAGAAAAAGCCACGCUCGCCAGUAUGUCAGCACCCGUCAGAAUUAAUGACUGUUAA